This is a messenger RNA of Plenodomus lingam JN3, 966 nucleotides long. NCBI's taxonomy places the organism in Eukaryota, Fungi, Ascomycota, Dothideomycetes, Pleosporales, Leptosphaeriaceae. The record is from RefSeq and is a predicted model, not a curated record.
AUGCUUUGGGGUGGCAGAUACAUGUUACAUGUUACAUGUGUCCAUCUUGCAUGGACCAACUACAGGACCAACACUCCCCUCUCUUGCACCUCACUGGGUGUUGUGUGCUUGGCAGGACAAGGACGAGUUAGUAGACCCUUCAGAGUAUGUUAUCAGCUCGUCUGCGGAUCAUCUUCGGCCAUCUUCCUCGUCUUUGGAGACAGCAUAACCCAGGACAGCUUCAACCAGGACCGAGGAUUUGGCUUCUCUGCAGCGCUACAGGCAGCCUACAUACGGCGACUCGACGUAGUCAAUCGUGGUUUCAGCGGUUACAAUUCUCGCCAGGCUCUCCAGAUCCUACCUGCUAUCAUUCCUUCCCCGGACGAGGCCAAGCUCCGAUUUCUGAUCAUCUUCUUUGGGGCAAACGACUCGUCGCUGCCUGAUGCCCCAAACAAGCAACAUGUUCCCCUCGAUGAGUAUAAAGAGAAUCUCGAAAACAUCAUCCAUCACCCAAAAAUCGUGGCUCACAGUCCUCGAAUCAUCUUGGUUGCACCUCCGCCAAUCAACGAGCAUCUUUUGUGGCCUAGAGACCGGUUGAAUGGGUGUACCAGUGUAUCACGUCUGGCAGGUACAACCAAGGUGUACGCUGAAGCCGUGUGCGAUGUCGGCGACAAGUUCAAUGUGCCUGUCGUGAAUUUGUGGAAGGCCUUUAUGGCCAAGACAGACUUCAACAUGGACACAUGGAAGCUCGGCGACCUGGUACCUGGGUCUUUGGAAGUUCCACAGAACGAUGCCUUGGUGGAGCUCAUGUAUGAUGGUCUUCAUUUCAACCCGGCCGGUUACGAAAUCUUCUUUCAAGAGGUCAUGAGGUUGGUAGAAGCACAGUGGCCGGACCAAAUGCCUGAGAAGCUGCCCAUGGUGUUCCCUCCUUGGAAUGACCAAGAAGCGUGGCAGAGGUGGGAGAGCGCUCAAGCGUCAGGUCAGUAA